AUGCCAAGAGUCAUGAAAGCACUCAGCUGCAAACAAGCGCCCAAACCCUACACCAAGCCCGAAGCUGAUGAGGUUCCCUCGUCCGGCGACUCUGGCGAGAAUAGUCAUGCACCCCGCGAGACAUCUAAGGAAGAGCGCUCCCUCAUGCCUACGACCGAACCCAAGGGCUCAGCGAAGCCCGUCAACAGGCCAUGGACCGUCGAAGAGUUGAAGGUCAUCUUUCACUUCGUGGUCAAACAUGGAGCUCCUGGAAGUGAGCAGGGUUGGGAAGGAGUGGUACCGGGAAGGUCAGGUGCUCAAGCCAGGAGCCUAUGGCGAACGCAACUCAUGCCUAGGUUGGAGGACGCGAUAAAAUUUAAGGCCAAAGAACAUACCAAGGUCGAAUGA
Kockovaella imperatae is the source of this 387-nucleotide messenger RNA. RefSeq lists its product as hypothetical. The record is from RefSeq and is a predicted model, not a curated record. The coding region runs from base 1 to 387 and encodes 128 amino acids. NCBI's taxonomy places the organism in Eukaryota, Fungi, Basidiomycota, Tremellomycetes, Tremellales, Cuniculitremaceae. The transcript is spliced from 2 exons.